CCUGAGUAUUCAAGACCAGCAUUGAUAUUUGAAGAGAUCAAGCUCAUUAAUGGCAUUGAUAUUUCUUCAGCAAUUCGACAUCAAGUUCCAACUUUACUCGAAAAAUUUCCUCAUACUCCUACGUUUAUCAACGAUUCGAUACCAAUCCGUCUAUUAAAAGUUCUCUGUCGGCAUUUUCAAGAGGCAUCACAUCACAUUGUGAACACAUCGGUAUGUCCACGUGGACAGUCUCAUGACUUAUCCUGA
Didymodactylos carnosus is the source of this 246-nucleotide messenger RNA. NCBI's taxonomy places the organism in Eukaryota, Metazoa, Rotifera, Eurotatoria, Philodinida, Philodinidae. The record is from the annotation of a GenBank genome assembly.